GUCACGGAGAGGAGCGCGAGGAGUCGCACGCUCCGGUAACGAGCAGCUCCUUUACACGACUGAACCGCGGACCCGCUCAUCUACACGUCUGCUGAUCUACAGACUGAGCAAACACACGAACUGCUCGCUGUGGAGAUCUUUACUGCACUCCUGAAGAACCUCUUCUCUCCUGAAGCUGCACUGCACUGCUCUAUUCCCUCAGCCUGGCUCUCUGUCUGGACUAACUUCAAACGAACUUGGCUGGUCCUCGGUGAGAUGGAUAUCCAGCGCGGAUAUUACUGAGAUUACAGUGUGUGAGAGCUGAGGACAGCAUGCUCGUGCUGCUGUGGGACUCGCGCGCCACGCUGAUGUUGAUGCUGCUGCCGGUGGUGCGUGCAGACGCUGGGAAUCAGAGUGUAAUGUAGGGGAAUAUAUAAAGGAUAUGCUCCGUCUAGCUCUGCUUCUGCACGUCCCCUCUCACGCGAGAGGAGCGAGACGGCUGGGGGUCUGCGGGGUUGGAGCGGACGGGGACUGGGGCUGACUGGGGCUGGAGGAGGGUUUUGUGGGGGCAUGAAGAGAUGUGGACAAUGUUUGCUUUUGGAUUCUCACUCCCUGCACACGUUUCUGACCAGUGCAUGACUGGUGGACUACAUGUUGGAUGUCAUUGCUUCUUUGAGAGCUUUCUGAGAAGAACUUGUGGGAUAUAAAAAAAACAUGGAUAAGAACAUUUUUUCAAUCAUUUUAAGCUAAUGGACUUUUCCAGGAGAACAGUUUUCCAGGAACACUUGUCCACAUGUAAGUUCUCAAUGUGGAAGAUCCUUAUUUUGCAUAUUUCUCUCUCUCUCUGACAAGAUCUGAUAUUAUAAUAGGCUGUUAUUAUAUCAAUUGGAUCAAUAUCAAGUUUCAAAUUCAUUCAUAGCUUUUUUUUUGUUGCUCACAGUAGAAGUGAAGUAUUUAUGAUAUAGAAGAAAAUCUAGAAUAUCAGUAUAAUGUAAGAAUAAUUGCUGUAUAAUUAUAAAGGCUACUGUCUGAACUGAAUGAAUUGAAGAAACCAAAGACAAGACUACCCCUAAAGCUUAAGCGUGACUAAAAAAAAAAAUAAAAAAUGUCACCAAAAGACACUUUUGAAGUAGCGUCCAGAAAAUCAUCAAUUUAUCAAGUAUGGCCAAUUUUAAGAGACACUAUCAUUCAUCCAGCUUUAAUACAGAAAUCAAAGACAAUAAACAGUGUGAAAUAUUAUUAAUUUAACAAGAAUUCCACACAAUGGCUCUCAAGCAAGGUGCCUGGAACUGCAUGGCAUGCUCCUUGCUUCUCCUGGCACUGUCAGCACUGGGAACUGCCUUCUCUGGUGUCUUCAAUUCCUCCGACAAGGAUAUUUUUAGCGAGUUUGAGCAGUUACGACUCGCAGAGAGCCGGACACCGGAGCUGCGGAAAAUCCAAGCCUCUAAUUUCCACCCAAACUUGUACUUCAACCAAGCGGACAUCCAGCUCAUGAAACAGAGGUCCACGACAUCCCACAGCCACAUUUUCAGAGUAAUCCGGGCAGCUGUGCUGACCAUGCUGUCCAACGUUCCUCUCUACAUGCCGCCUGCGAGUCACGAUGAGUUUACCAGCAAGUGGAACGAGAUCUACGGCAAUAACCUCCCGCCCUUGGCUCUUUACUGUUUACUCUGCCCUGAGGACUCUGCUGCUUUACAGUUCCUGAUAAAGUUCAUGGACCUCAUGGCAGAAUAUCCUGACUGGAAAGUUACCACCGCGCCAAACGACGAAGUGCCUGUGGCUCAUUCACUCACAGGCUUUGCUACUGCUUUUGACUUCAUCUACUCCUAUCUGGACCAGCAGCGACGGGAUCUUUACCUCAAAAGGAUCCGCAGAGAAACAGCCGAGCUGUAUGAGGCAUCGAAAUACAGAGGAUGGGGCAAACAGUUUCUCCAGAACCAUCAGACCACCAACAUUUUAGCCAUCCUGACCAGUGCCAUUGUUGUGGGGGCUCAUGACGAUCCAGAGACUAUGGUAUGGAAGCAGGUGUGUGUGAAUUAUAUGGAAAAAACUAUGUUUCUCCUGAACCAUGUGGUGGAUGGGUCUUUAGAUGAGGGGGUGGCGUAUGGGAGUUACACAGCAAAGUCGAUUACACAAUAUGUGUUCCUGGCCCAGCGCCACUUCAACAUUGACAACACACAGAACAAUUGGCUCCGCACUCAUUUCUGGUUCUACUAUGCCACACUUCUGCCAGGUUUUCAGAGAACAGUGGGUAUAGGGGACUCCAAUUACAAUUGGUUCUAUGGGCCUGAGAGCCAGCUAGUUUUCUUAGACACAUUUGUGAUGAGAAACGGCACUGGUAACUGGCUAGCUCAGCAGAUUAGAAAGCACAGACCUAAAGAUGGUCCUAUGGGUCAGUCCUCAGCCCAGAGAUUUACCACCUUGCACACAGAGUUUAUCUGGUUCGAUGCCCGUCUAAUACCACAGCCCCCACCUGGCUAUGGCAGAGCAAAUAUGCAUAUUUUCUCAAAUUGGGGUGUAGUAACUUAUGGAGCGGGGUUACCUAUAGCCCAGGGGAACACAUUUGUCUCUUUUAAAUCAGGUAAGCUGGGUGGGCGAGCUGUAUUUGACAUUGUGCAUGCUAAGCCUUAUUCGUGGGUAGAUGGCUGGAACAGUUUCAACCCCGGCCAUGAGCAUCCAGACCAGAACUCAUUCACUUUUGCACCGAAUGGACAAGUUUUUGUGUCUGAGGCACUGUACGGUCCAAAAUACAGCUACUUGAACAAUGUGCUAGUGUUCAGUCCCUCCCCAACCAGUCAGUGCAAUGCCCCCUGGGAGGGGCAGCUAGGAGAGUGUGCAAAGUGGCUGCGCUAUACUGAUGAGGGCGUCGGAGACUCUGCAGGGGAGGUUAUAGCCACUUCCUCACACAGAAACAUGAUGUUUGUUAGCGGUGAGGCUGCUGCAGCCUAUUCCCCUGCUAUGAAACUAAAGAGUGUGUACAGAUCCUUGGUGCUCCUUAACUCACAAACUCUCCUGGUGGUCGACCAUGUGGAGAAAUCUGAGGACUCACCAAUCAACGCCCUCAGUGCUUUUUUCCACAACUUGGACAUUGACUUUAAGUAUGUUGCCCACAGGUAUAUGGACAGGUACAAUGGGGCCUUGAUGGAUGUUUGGGAUGCUCAUUACAAAAUGUUCUGGUUUGACAGCCAGGGAAAUAGCCCAAGCACAAAAAUACAGGAGGCGGAGCAGGCAGCCGAAUUUAAAAAAAGAUGGACGCAGUUUGUCAAUGUCACUUUCCCUGUCAGUGGCGCAGUAGGCAGGAUGGCCUACGUGAUGCAUGGACCUUACGUUCAGAUCUCCAAUUGUCGAUUCAUUGACAGCAGCAAAAAUGGCCUCAGAAUCUCUCUUAUCAUUAACAACACUGAAAAAAUAGUUUCAAUCGCAACUAACUACAAAGACAUAGGAGCACGUUCGAGCUACCUGGGCUUUGGGGGUUAUGCCAAAGUGGAAGACCGAUAUCAGAUUAUCCGCUUUGGUUUGGGAGCGCAGCUUGUGCCCAAACAAACACCAGUAGACAAUCAGCUAUUUGACUUUGGGUUCACAGUGAAUGUGAUAGCAGGGGUGGUACUGUGUGUGGCGAUUGGCUUCCUGACCUUGCAGCGCAAGUUUUAUGUCUGCUUCACCAGACUAAUGCGCUACGCCCUGUUCUCUGUGCUAAUGUUGUGGAUCAUUGAGCUUCUUUUUGUCUCGAACAGCUGCGAUCAGCUACUGUGUGGGGUUAAGUGGAAAAGCGCCGCCACUGACCCCGAACUUAGCAAACAACUGCGAUUGUAUGACCAGCACCGGUUCCCUCUGCCCACUGUGGUUAUCACAACCCUGCCAGGCUCUGGCUCGGACAUCCUCAAGCACCUUUUUUACAACAACUCAGACUUUGUUUAUCUGCAGGUGCCCACAGAACACCUGGAUAUACCUGAAACAGAGUUUGAAUUUGACUCAUUGGUGGAUGCUUGCGAGUGGACAAGGACGGACACUCAAAACGGACGAUUUAAAAUAAUCCAGGGCUGGCUGCAUUCACUUGUGCACAACACCCACUUGCACCUGCAGAACAUCCCACUGUAUGACAUAAACAGAUCCAAGCAGGCUCAGAAAGCCGGCAGUCCUCCUCACAACAAGAAAAAGAGGACCAGGAGGAAGGAGCCGUUGGCCGAGAUGAGAGGAAGAAUGAGAGUCAGCUCAGACAGAGAUGCUGAGUAUGUCCGCGAGAUGAGGCAGCACACGGGUGAAUACCCGAAUGCGCGGUUGGUCCUUAACUUGCGCAGCGGUAGCUGGGCUCUCAAGCUUCCUUUCAUCCAAGAAGUCAUCGGCCCCUCUCUUCGGGCCAUCUAUGUGGUCAGGGACCCUCGAGCAUGGAUCUAUCUGAUGCUGUACAACAGCAAGCCCAGCCUGUACUCCCUCAAGAACAUCCCGCAGCACUUGGCCCUCAUGUUCAAAGAGGAUGUCACCCGGGAGAGGUGCCCUGCAUUCGCUCCAGAGUUCAGAAUGCUGUGGAGGCUCCUGUCCCGUUCUGAGGCCAAUCCUGUGCUGCUGCUUUCCCACUUGUGGCUUGCUCACACUGCUGCAGUGUUCCGUGUCACGGCCAACCUUCCUGAGGAGGGUUACCUGCAGGUGAGGUUCGAGGACCUGGUGAACUUCCCUGAGGAAACAGCUGAGUGGAUACACUCCUUUCUGGGGGUGCCAGUGACACCCUCAGCCCUGAAUCAGCUCAUGUUCACCACCUCCACAAACUUGUACAAUCUUCAGUACGAGGGGGACAUUUCACCAGCCAGCAUCAACAUGUGGAGAAAAAACAUGCCUAGAAAAGACAUCAGACUCAUUGAGGACACUUGUGGGUUUAUGAUGAGGAGACUUGGGUACUCUAGGUUCAGUAGUUAAAUUAUUAUUAGCUGCAGGUCAGCUGCUGUUUCAGGUGUCCUGUAACAUGUGGCUAAUUAUUAUUAUUAUUAUUAUUAUUAUUAUUUCAGUUUUAUUCUCUAAUCUGUUAUGCAUUGCGAUCAGACGUGUGGUACUUUGUGCUGGCUAGUUGGUGACAUUUUAUAUUAAAAUGCAUCAAGGGAAAUUCUGCAAUUCCUGUUUUGCCUUUAUGAGAAAGCCACUUGAAGCACUCAUUUUUUUGGAGUGACUUAUUUACUAUUCAGUCUGUGAUGAGCAGUUUUGUGCUUAGUAAACUCCAAAAAUGCGUUCUGCAAUGUUCAAAGUGAUUAUUUUUGUAAAGCUGAAAAAAACCGAGAGUGCUAAAUUGUUUUAUUGAGGAUCUGUAUCUCUAUCCUUUGUGACAAACUGUCUGAAUGUCUUUUAAAUUCAAAAAAUCAUCUUCAGAGUUUUUUUUUGUUUGUUUGCUGUUUGAUUACUCAUAUAUGUUUUUUUUUUUGUUUGUUUCCUUGCUGCUUUUGCCGACUAUUGUAUAGAUUAUCCUUCAGAAAGGGUUUCCUCUGUUUUAAGCCACCAAAGGCUCUCUGGAGUAGUAAUUGACUUUAAAGCUUAAGCUUGGUGUGCAUUGUGUGAAAUCAAGAGUGUUAGUACUAAUCCCCAGAGUGGAACACAUUCCAGCUUAAAGCCUGUAUUCAGCAAUCAUGUGCAAGAAGCCCCUAAAUGUUGGAGAAGUUAAAAUUUGAUUGCGGCUCGGAAAGUCUGCUGCAAUCCAUACCUGUUCUAUAUUGUAUUCAGGCGGAAAAAAAAGGAAAGGUCUUCUGCACUGACUGAAUUAAAAGGAAAAAAAGAUGAUCGACACCUCUAAAAGUAGCUGCCACAUAUUUCGACAGGCAUCAUGUGGAGAUCAAACUAAAGUUUGUCUCUGAGGGUUCAGACUCAUUCGCAGUCUAUUAGCGAUUCCAAAGCAAGCCCAGAGCUAGCCACACGAGUUCUGUGAAAUGCCAAAACCGAGCCCGUCAUGCGGCGCGGCAGUGGCGGCAGCUUUAUCUGCUGCAUGGCCCCAGAAGAAAUGCAAAUGAGACGGUAGAGUCCUCAUUUCCUGUCGAACCUAAUCAGAGAUUCAAUGAUCUUUCCAAACCAUUGUCCCAUACUGGCACUGCAGGAGAGGCAGAUGACGGCACUGGAUGCACAUAUUGUCUACGGAUGGAGGAAAAGGUAAUUGCGGAAAUGUCUAAUGUUCCUAGUAGGUCAUUCUGACAUCUAGUCUUUUUUAAACAUCGCAGGUGGAAGAGUUCAAUGCAGUAUGACCAGUAUAAUGUAUUUUAAAUCAGUGUGGUUUAUUAUGUCAUUAAAUUAGCAUUAAUGUGCAGAAUUUAAUGUGUAUGGGCACCUCUAGUCAUAUUGCACAUGGUGUUGAUUGAAAAUCAGUAGUGAACAAAUCCUCUACACAUAUUGCACAAUCACUGAUUGGUUAAUUGGUUAAUUUAGUCUUUUGGGGAAAAGAAAAUUACAAUUUUGUGUGUUUUUUUUAUAUGAUUUUUCACUCAAAUCAGAAAAGAAACAAAAGUUGUCAGUAACCGUUAUCAGAAAUGGCAUAUAGAAGUAUAAUUGAAUUUCUGUUUUUUGUAGAAAUGCUUGCUCACAACUUUUUUUUACAAAUUAAAAAGUUACAAAAUACUCAAUCCAGACAGUUCAAUAAGUUUUUAUGUGUUAUGUAUUGUUCUAGCUUCCACACAUCCACAGACAACCAGCCAGCCAGUAAAUAAAGGUCCAGAACCUGCAUUCAAAAAGUUUCUUAGCGUAGGAGUGCUGCUCUAGGUCCUGUUCCCCACUGGGGUCAUUAUAAAUUGGAUGUGAACCUGACCCAGUUCAUCUAUCUGUAUCUGUAUCAUUUUUUUAUUCUUUUUUCCACCCAUCUGCACUAUACCACUCUGAGACACGUUAUGAAUGCAGGCCCUGAACCUCGACUUGCUGAUUGACUGCUUGUCUGCAGAUGUGUGGAAGCUAGAAUAAUACAUAAUACAUGUGAACUGGCUUUUUAUAUAAAGUCUUACCUUGUGAGCAUGCAGUUCUAAAACAAAGUUUGGGCACCUGUGAUUAUAUAUGGUUGAUUUUCCAGGCAGGGAUUAAGUCUAGUCAUAGACUGUACUUUCCUUUCAGUUAAAAAUAUACAUUAAAAAUGUUGUGUAGUCCAAGACUUGGGUUAAUUCAUGUCUGGGAAGCUACCCCAACAUGUUUUUUUUUUUAUUUGAAAAAUGAAGUUAAUACUUUAUAAGGAGGUAGAUCAGUCACAACAGUCAUACUGUACACAGCAUUAAAUUGACACAUUGAGUCAAAUGUAAUACUCACAGUGUUAAGUUAACCCUAAACAGGUUAAUUUAACACUGGCAAAUUUACUGUACACUGGUCAUUUUAUUCAUUCUUUAUCUUACAGUUUCUUUUCUAUAAAAACACUGUGGUUUCACAUUUAAUUGAAAGCUUUUGCAGAUGCACAAAUGCUUAAGAAAUUAUAUAGUAAAGGUUCUAAGUUAUGAAAUAAAGAUUCAUAUGUUUAGUGUCUUUAAUUGAUAUUUAGUUGAAUGUAAAGACAUGGUGAGCAUCCACAAACCAUCUCCAGCAGAUAUGCAGUUCUGGAAAAAAUUAAGAGCCCACUUCAGUUUCUGAAUCAGUUUCUCUGAUUUGACUAUUUAUAGGUAUAUGUUUAAAGAAAAUGAACAUUGUUGUUUUUAUUCUAUAAACUACAGACAACAUUUCUCCCAAAUUUCAAGUAAAAUAUUGUCAUUUAGAGCAUUUAUUUUCAGAAUAACCCUUUUUGUAAAUCACAGUUUUCAUGCAUCCUCCACCAGUCUUACACACUGCUUUUGGAUAACUUUAUGCCACCCCUGGUGCAAUAAUUCAAGCAGUUCAGCUUGGUUUGAUGGCUUGUGAUCAUCCGUCUUCCUCUUGAUUAUAUUCCAGAGGUUUUCAAUUUGGUAAAAUAAAAGAAACUCAUCAUUUUUACGUGGUCUCUUAUUUUUUCCAGAGCUGUGUAUAAAAGUUAAGACUUAAAAAAUCCACCACCAGUUUUGUGUUCUAUUUUGUUUUGUUUUUCCUCCCAAAGUCUGCAGUGGUUUAGAUGUAAUCAGAGUGGUUUAAUGGGAGAUGGUUCCGUGAAGAGAAGCUUAAGUCAGAUUUUGCUACAAUGGUGAUAGAUAAUAGACAACGGGGACCUGCAUGGCUUCAUUGCAAAAUUACUGAUAUGCCCAAAAUCAUGGGACAGGAACUAGUAUCUUGUACUAUUACUUUUGCCGUAGCCGAUGGAAUGUAAAUGAUGAUGAUUAUGAUGAUGCAUUGACCUGCAGAAUAUGAGUCUCUUGUCUGUGUGCAUGGGAAAUUCUAGCCAGACACGACAGGUUAUGAUCAUUACACCCACUGAGCUGUCUACUGUGGGUGGUAAUGACUUCUAUAAUGUAUUCUUGGUACACAUUUGAGACUGUAGGUUGAGAAAUGGUACAGUAAAUGCCUCCUGAAGUCCCACUUUACAAUCAAUUUACAGUGUAUUGCUAUCACAUGACUUUUGGCAUUUCAGUGCAUGUCUUAGGCCAAAGUUUACUCUGAUAUACUGUUGUGAUUAAGCAUUAAUAAGGCAUUAAACCCUUUUGUUGUCUAUUUCCUACCAUCUCCACCAUACGAAUAAUUCUGACUUAAGCUUCUCUAGACUGGUGCGUUUCAGAUCAAACACUUGGACGAGGGUUCAAGGGCUAGAUUGAAAAUCUGUGAUUUAAAGCAGCAUCUGUACUUGAGUUGUUGUCUCUUGUCUCCUCUUUAAGGCUGUGCACGUAUGAACAGCCCUGCUUGUCUCCUCGGUUGUUUUAAAGUCGUGGUCUUUGAAUGUGUGUACACUUGCCGAGCCAGGCUCUCUCUCUCUCUCUCUCUCUCUCUCUCUCUCUCUCUCUCUCUCUCUCAUGUAAACUGCUUCCUUCUCUCUGUUUGUGGGUAAAUGUCUCCAAGCUUCUGUGGCCUUGAAUCUGAUGAGAAAAAAAAAAGAACUUAUUUAAACAUGUUUUUCAUGUUGUUUAUUUUGCUUCCCGAGCAGAUGGCUGACGUCUCGACGGCAAAUAAAGAUGAUUUAUGACCAAAAGAUUA
Molecule: messenger RNA, 9012 nt
Organism: Astyanax mexicanus (Mexican tetra)
Lineage: Eukaryota; Metazoa; Chordata; Actinopteri; Characiformes; Acestrorhamphidae
Product: dermatan sulfate epimerase like
Exons: 1
Coding region: 1243-4890 (1215 amino acids)
Molecular function (GO): chondroitin-glucuronate 5-epimerase activity
Source: RefSeq, a predicted model, not a curated record